AUCGACUGUUGAAGUUUAGACGUAUUUCCUUGUAAUUAUACCGUUGCGUAGUCAAACAAAAAUAGCAAUUUUAGUCACGAAAUUUAUUAAUUUUAUUAAUAAAAUAAAACAUUAACAAUGAACUUUGGGAUGUAUUAUCUCUUAGAUUUCGGUUUAAAAAUUUAUUUGUGGUUUUAUUGUAUAACGAAUAUAUGCGAUUUUGAGAUGGCGCCGCAGUUACAAGCUGUGACGGAGCCGGUGUGGCUCGGCGAGGGCCCACACUGGGACCACAACGAGCAGGCCCUAUACUUCGUCAGCAUCUUCGACGAGACCAUACAUAAGUACGUGCCAGAAACGGGGAAACAUACGAGGUCUAAACUAGACGGGAAGCCAACCUUCAUUAUACCCAUAGAAGGGAAGAAACACCAUUUUGUGGUGGGUCUGAACAGGCUCGUCGUGGAGAUACAAUGGACAGGAGAAGACCAGACGGCCAGGCUCGUCAGGACCGUCGCGGAGGUGGACCAGGACAACCCCAACAAUCGGUUCAACGACGCUAAAGCUGAUCCCAGGGGCAGGCUGUUUGCCGGAACGAUGGGUCACGAAUACGAACCGGGAAAGUUCGACCUGAAGAAGGGGUCUCUGUACCGCAUCGACCCGGACGGCUCUGUGCACCGCCUCGAGUCCAACAUCGACAUCUCCAACGGCCUCUGCUGGGACCUGCAGCGGAGCGCCUUCUACUUCGCGGACUCCUUCGAGUACACCAUCAGGAGAUACGACUACGACGUGGAGACCGGGAGCAUCGCAAACGCAAAGACCGUGUUUAAGUACAGCGACCACGGACUGGAAGGUAUCGUGGACGGCAUGACCAUAGACACGGACGGUAACCUCUGGGUGGCCAACUUUGAUGGACGACAGGUGUUAAAGAUCGAUCCUCGUGGCGGCAAACUUCUGCAGAAGAUCCCGAUACCGGCGCUCCAAGUCACGUCAGUGACAUUCGGGGGUCCGGACCUCGACCAGUUGUACGUGACCUCCGCCUCUAUGAACCGCGGCGAAGAACAACUCCCGCCCUGCGGCUCUACCUUUAGACUGGACGGACUCGGGGUCAAAGGACAUCCUAAUGUGAACGUGCGUCUCCAGUGAUGUAAAAAAAAACUACAAAUCGAAUAUCGAUAGUCAUUUUUUGUAACUAUUUUUGAGCAGACUAAAUCGAAACGAGAUAUUCAUAUUAAGUAGUGUGGUCGGGCGCUCCUCGCAUUUACUGGUGGUAGGACAUCUUGUGAGUCCGCACGGGUAGGUACCACCACCCUGCCUAUUUCUGCCGUGAAGCAGUCAUGUGGU
Messenger RNA from Bombyx mandarina (wild silkworm), 1317 nucleotides. Its product is annotated as regucalcin. The record is from RefSeq and is a predicted model, not a curated record. Gene Ontology annotation, biological process: L-ascorbic acid biosynthetic process. NCBI's taxonomy places the organism in Eukaryota, Metazoa, Arthropoda, Insecta, Lepidoptera, Bombycidae. Gene Ontology annotation, molecular function: gluconolactonase activity; calcium ion binding; enzyme regulator activity.